AUGGGAAGGGAAGUUACUGGCUUACAGGUUAUGGACAAGAAGCCAAAUGGUGCCAUAGCAGCUUCAAAUGGUAGUUUAAGUGAUAGAAUGCGUGUUUCUCCCAAAAUUGCGGCAAUGGUUCAAGCAAUGGAUCAUGACAUAAAGGAAUCUGCUGAGCCUAAUUCUUUUGAGAAACAUCACGACAGGAAAGAUGUUUCAAGUGGCAAAAGCACGAAAGUAAAUGUUGUCUUUCCAGAAGAGAAAAAUGAGAAAUCUGAAGUACAGAAGAUGGAUGACAGUAAAGAGUUAAGUUCGCCUGCUGUAGAUAAAGAGCUUCCAAGCCCCUCUUCUCCGCAACCAUCUGAUCAGAUUACUGAAAGGCAUGUCACCCAUGCACUGGAUGUUGAUACUGAAGCAGCUGCAACUGGUCUGAACUUGUCUCCCAAAACUAACAAUAUACACUCCCCUAAUUCCCCUAAGAAUUCAGAGGUACUUGUGGAGGAUUUACCUGAAGGCCUUAACCUGAGUAUAUGUCUUGUAGGGAUGCUUUGCAAUUUUGCAUGUAUUGCUAUUUUUCCAACCUCACCUUUUUCACCAAGGAAGUCCUUGCAUUGUGAUAAGAAGCACCAUGAUGAUGAAGAUAAUUGGUCUCUUGCUUCCUCUAGUGUGGCAUCUGCACGCACUGCCAAAUCUAAGGUAACUGUUGGUUCAGCCCCUACCUUUAGAUGCUCCGACCGUGCAGAGAAACGGAAAGAGUUUUAUAUGAAGUUAGAGGAGAAGCACCGGGCUCUUGAACAAGAAAAAUGCCAGUAUGAGGCAAGGAAAAAGGAAGAGGAUGAUGCUGCCAUUAAACAAUUGAGAAAGAACCUGGUCAUUAAGGCAAAACCAGUACCAAGCUUCUACUACGAGGGGCCACCCCCCAAGACUGAACUCAAGAAGCUGCCACUGACUUGCCCCAAGUCACCAAACCUCUCCCGGAGAAAGAGCUGUGGUGAUGCUGCCAAUGUACCGUCAGGCAUGUGUAUUCAAGGACGCCGCAGUAUGGGCAGUAACCUGAAACAUGGUACCCCUGCCACUCACAAAACUAAGGAGGUCAACGGACGAAACAGCAAUGGCACUUCCAAAACCAAAGAACGACCAAAACUGAAUAAGGAAACAGCUCCUCCUAAAAUCACAGAGCAGAAAAAUUCCGACAUAUCAGUCCAAUCAUGA
Sphenostylis stenocarpa is the source of this 1191-nucleotide messenger RNA. Lineage: Eukaryota; Viridiplantae; Streptophyta; Magnoliopsida; Fabales; Fabaceae. The record is from the annotation of a GenBank genome assembly.